This is a messenger RNA of Lemur catta (Ring-tailed lemur), 1069 nucleotides long. It is a transcript of the gene C4BPB, whose product is annotated as complement component 4 binding protein beta. Lineage: Eukaryota; Metazoa; Chordata; Mammalia; Primates; Lemuridae. Bases 181 to 936 code for a protein of 251 amino acids. The record is from RefSeq and is a predicted model, not a curated record. The transcript has 7 exons. Gene Ontology annotation, biological process: negative regulation of complement activation, classical pathway.
GUAGGAUUUUUUUUUUUUUUUUUUUUUUGCAUUUUGUCCAGAAAGGGGAAAUCAAUAUAACCUCUUCUCUAGGAGGGAGGUGGUUGGUCUGGCCUUAAGCGGGGUUAGAAGAUCAUUUCACUCUAAAGCAGGUGUCUGGGCUGGGUUAAUUCCAGCCUGGGUCAAGUAAUUGAUCACCAGAUGUUUUUUCGGUUUGUGUGCUCUCUUGUGGUUGUGUGGCUGAUUUCUGCUUCAGACGCAGAGAGCUGUUCGGAACCUCCCCCAGUGGACAAUAGCAUAUUUGUUGCAAAGGAGGUAGAAGGACAGAUUCUGGGGACUUACCUUUGUAUUAAGGGCUACCACUUGGUGGGAGAGAAAACCCUUUCUUGCAAUGCCUCUAAGGAAUGGAAUGGCCCCACUGCUAAAUGCCGCUUGGGCCACUGUCCUGACCCUGUGCUGGUAAACGGUGAGUUCAAUUCUUCGGGGCCUGUGAAUGUAACUGACAAAAUCACGUUUAAGUGCAAUGACGACUACAUCCUCAAGGGCAGCAAUUGGAGCCAGUGUCUAGAGGACCACACCUGGAAACCUCCCUUUCCCAUCUGCAAAAGUAGAGACUGCGGCCCUCCUGGGAAUCCACCUCACGGCUAUUUCAAAGGAAAUGAUUUCACUAGAGGAUCUACCAUUACUUACUACUGUGAAGAGGGGUACCACUUAGUAGGCACGCAGGCCCAGCGUUGCGUGGACGGGGAGUGGAGCAGCGCACUUCCAUCCUGUGAAGCUCCGCGGACCGAGUUGGAGAAGGCAUUUCUUGCCUUUCAGGAGAGUAAGGACCUUUGCAAAGCUGCAGAAAACUUCAUGCAACAAUUAAAGAAAUGUAACUUGACAAUGGAAGAACUAAAAUAUUCUCUGGAAUGGAAGAAAGCUGAGUUGAAGGGAAAAAUGUCACAUUGUAGCUGAACAGACUGGGACGAAGUUUACCUCUCCCUCUCUUUCCUGAUAAGAACGACACUGGAGCUGAAGGAUGGAUGUGACUGGGGCAGGAAUCAUAGGAGCUGGUUGUUUGAAAAAGAAUUAAUUACAAGCAGCUGUU